Molecule: messenger RNA, 5966 nt
Organism: Xyrauchen texanus (razorback sucker)
Lineage: Eukaryota; Metazoa; Chordata; Actinopteri; Cypriniformes; Catostomidae
Product: 1,4-alpha-glucan-branching enzyme-like
Exons: 16
Coding region: 81-2147 (688 amino acids)
Biological process (GO): glycogen biosynthetic process
Cellular component (GO): cytoplasm
Molecular function (GO): cation binding; 1,4-alpha-glucan branching enzyme activity; hydrolase activity, hydrolyzing O-glycosyl compounds
Source: RefSeq, a predicted model, not a curated record
CACAUCUACCUAGUUAAGAGUGCCAUUUACGCACGUUGAACGAGACAGUCGGUGCUUGAUUGCUUUAGUCUGAUGCAAACAUGGCAGAUUCAGAGGAUAACGUUUCAUUUCUUCAUUUGAAAUCCCUUCUGCAAAUGGAUCCUUACCUUAAACCAUUUGAAAAGGACUUACACAGGAGGCAUGGACUGUUUGAGAAGCAGCUCGCACUACUCGAGGAGGCCGAAGGAGGCUUUGAUAAGUUUACACGCAGCUACGAGAGUUACGGCGUACAGCGGAUGCCAGACAAUAGUCUUUUCUUCAAGGAGUGGGCACCGGCCGCCGAGGCCUUGUUCCUAACUGGAGACUUCAAUAGCUGGAAUAAAUUUUCACAUCCCUAUACUAAAAAGGAGUAUGGGAAGUGGGAGCUACACAUCCCCCCAAAAGAGGACGCGACACCUGCUGUCACCCAUAACACCAAGAUGAAGGUGGUUGUUCACACCAAAGCAGGCGAGCGGCUGUACCGAAUCUCACCUUGGGCAAAGUAUGUGACCAAGCAGGAGUCCGUCAUCUAUGAUUGGGUACAUUGGGACCCUCCUCAACCUUACAUUCACAAGUACCCUCGUCCACAGAAGCCCAGGAGCUUACGGAUCUAUGAGUCCCAUGUUGGCAUUGCUUCUCCAGAGGGAAAAGUGGCAACUUACAGCAACUUUACACACAACGUGCUGCCCAAGAUAAAAGAACUUGGAUAUAACUGUAUUCAGCUGAUGGCGAUCAUGGAACAUGCGUAUUACGCUUGCUUCGGAUAUCAGGUCACAAGCUACUUCGCUGCAUCGAGUCGUUACGGCACCCCAGAGGAGCUUAAGGAGCUGAUUGACGUGGCUCACUCUCUGGGCAUCAUCGUCCUGCUGGAUGUGGUACACAGCCACGCAUCCAAAAACACGGAGGAUGGGCUAAACCGCUUUGACGGCUCUGACUCGUGUUUCUUCCACAGUGGGCCCCGUGGAGAACACAGCCUCUGGGACAGCAGACUCUUCAACUACUCGAGCUGGGAGGUGUUGCGUUUUCUCCUGUCCAACUUGCGCUGGUGGAUGGAGGAGUACAGAUUUGAUGGAUUCAGGUUUGAUGGGGUGACGUCUAUGUUGUAUCAUCAUCAUGGAAUCGGAUCAGGAUUUUCAGGAGAUUAUGCUGAAUACUUUGGACUUCAUGUAGAUGACGACUCGCUGGUCUACAUCAUGCUGGCAAACCAUAUGCUACACACCCUCUAUCAGGACUGCAUCACUAUUGCAGAGGAUGUGUCCGGUAUGCCUGCCCUUUGCUUUCCAAUCCAGAAAGGAGGUCUCGGUUUUGACUAUCGUCUGGCAAUGGCCAUUCCUGACAAAUGGAUUCAGAUCCUCAAGGAAUUCAAAGAUGAAGAUUGGAACAUAGAAAACAUUGUGUACACAAUGACCAACAGACGAUACGGCGAGAAAUGCAUCGCUUACGCCGAGAGCCACGACCAGGCCCUGGUGGGUGACAAAACUCUUGCCUUCUGGCUGAUGGACAAGGAGAUGUACACCAACAUGAGCACCAUGAUUCCCAUGAACUCUAUCAUUGAUCGGGGGAUUCAGCUACACAAGAUGAUCCGGCUGCUUACUCAUGGACUUGGAGGGGAGGGAUAUCUCAACUUCAUGGGUAAUGAGUUUGGUCAUCCAGAAUGGCUGGAUUUUCCACGAGUCGGCAACAAUGAGAGUUACCAUUACGCCCGCAGACAGUUCAACCUUGUGGAAACAGAUCAUCUGCGAUAUCGGCAGCUGUACGUUUUCGACCGGGACAUGAACCACACAGAGGACAAGUAUGGCUGGCUGGCUGCUCCCCCGGCUUAUGUCAGCGCCAAGCACGAGGAAGACAAGGUGAUCGUCUUCGAGAGGGGUAAUGUCCUCUUCAUCUUCAACUUCCACCCCACCAAAAGCUACAGCAGCUAUAGAGUUGCUUUGGGGCCGGCAGGGAAAUACAAGAUCAAACUGGACUCAGAUGAAAUUCAUUAUGGAGGCCAUGGCAGACUGGACCACAACACAGAUUUCUUCACUGAGCCAAUGGCAUUCAACGGUCAACCCAACUCUAUGCUGGUUUACAUUCCCUGCAGAACCGCGAUUGUUUUGGCCAACGAGGAAAUUGAUUACUGCAACUGAAACACAAUCAGCGAAUCGCCACAAGAUGGAAAUCCAGCACACUUCUUCCACCCAACCACCUUACUUCACAGUGUGUUCACCAUCUUCCUUUACAAAACCAAUGCUUUUCCUGUGAACUGCCACCAAAUUAAUUUAGUUAAAAAUGUUGUAAAAGCAUAAAAUUCUGGUUCUGUAACUUUCCCUUUUACAGUAAUUAAAUCUGUAUUGUUCACAACAUACACGUAAAAUUAUUGAUGAAAUAUUAAGAAUUGGGGUCCCACUUUGUUUUAGUGUUCAUGUUACUGUGUAAUUACAUAGGUAAUUAAUGAGUAAUAUGACCUACGUGACAUUGUGUCAUUAUUUUAUGAAGCUGCUUGUACUUGCAUAUUGUUAUUGUUAUUACUAUAGUAAUUAAUAGUUACAUGUAUAGUAGUAAUAUUAACAUGUAAUCUGUAACAUGGACACUGUAAAAUAAAGUGUUACCAGAAUUGCUUAUAAAAAUUCCAUAGCUUAUAACAAAUUUUUGCAUCUGUCUGUGCUGUUUUUCAAUUAUUUUUCUAUGUAAACACAUGCUAGCCGACGUCUUUGACUGCUGCGCCACAUCUCGCUGUUGCAUCUGCUGUUUUUCAGCAUCUUAUCCAGGAUUGCCAUAGUUUUUAGAUGGCAUGUCAAGUUAAAAUGAACUUUUAAAAACGUAUUAAUUCUGUUAUAUUUGUUGUGCUGCGUCUUUUUUAGCGCAAGAGCGCAUUCGGUCUGAAUGGCCCCAUUAGUCAUCAAACCCCAUACUACUUUAACUGGAUAUGUAAAACACUCAUGUUUCAAUUGGCUAAAUUGUGUUGUUCAAAAACAAUCACUAUUAUUAAUAAAACCAACCAUGACUGCCUAUCAGCUGGGAUAGGCUCCAGCCCCCCGCGACCCUGUACACAGGAUAAGCGGUUGACGAUGGAUGGAUGGAUGGAUGACUGCCUAUCCCACAGCUUCGCUUUUAGCUUCAGAGUAAAUUUGUGGAGUAACUAUAUAUCUAGAUUAUCAACUGUUGCUUAAUGAAGAAAGCAUCUUGAACUGGUUCGUAAAUUACUACUGAAAUUACUGUUUAAUGGUACAAAACUGAAUGUAUUAUUUGGGUGAAAUGUUAGUAUUACUCAAUGCAAGGUUGACUUUGGUCAGUAUUAGAAGCAAUACAGUAUAUGUCAACAUAGUAUGUAUAUUACCAAAAAAACAUUGAAAGGUAAAAGUAAUUCAUUUACAUGGGUGUGAUCUGGCUACUGUUUAAUUUUAAUAUGAAACAAGCACUUUUUGACAUUCUGUGUCUUUGAUUUAAGAUAUUCUGUAUAAAAAUUGAUGUGCACCAUGUGUUAAAUAGUCUUUAAAACAAAUACUUAAGAUGUCUUGAUUACUUGUCGUUUUCAUGCAGAUUUCGUCAAUUUUGGAUUAUAAUCCAAGGAUGCAAGAAAGUUAAAAUAUAUAUUUUUAAUACAUUUAAUCUCACUGUGUAAAAUCAUAAGAGAUAAAUUGUGCUUUUUCUGACAAGCUGUGUUAUUCAGUGCCUUUAAAACAUUUCGCUCACAGCCAGGUUUUGAUGAAUAGUAUUUACACUUGAUAAAGUAGAGAUGAGAUCGCAUGUAUUACUAACACCCUGUCUACACCGGACACGAGCAGCGCAUCUACACUGAUGCUGUCUUCACCUGAAGUGUCCGUUGCGGUGCAUCCGUCAUGCCAACAGUAAAUGAGUGUCCAGUUCCACUUUGCGCUGCACGCGCUGGCACUACUACUGCCAACAGCACAAAUAAACGGUUUAGAACUGUGUUGACGUGUACAGUGUAAACAGCCUCAAGCCAUCGUCUCGUCACAUCAACAGACGUGCCCGGUGUAGACAGGGUGUGAGACAAUUGUGAAGAAAAUCGGAAAGAGAACUGUUUUAGGACACCUUACAUCUUGUAAACAUCUUUAAGAAUGUUAUAUUUUCAUAUAUUUAGGGCAGGAAACAGUUUGCAUUGUCAAAAUGCUGAUUUAUUAUUUCUUCAUCAACAGCAGCCUUUAUUGCCCCCAUAGAGAACCGAAAGUAAGCAUUAUUUAUUAUUAUAAUCCUUCUCAAGGCACCUUAAGAAACACCUGUUACUCUCCAUGCCCCCUAUAGAGGCGUGGCUCUUCAUUUUUGUUGUUGUGGGAUUUGAAGAAGUGUAAAUUGUCCCAAGAAAGCUGGAUGCUUAGCAGCAAUUAGCCUCCUAAUCUGUCCUGAAGAGAAAUAGCUUUCCAGAGCCUCUUGAACGUUCAAAUGUUGAAAGUUCAUCCUCAAUGCUUAUUUUACAAAAUUUUUGUGAUUCAAAAAUAUAGCAGCUACUUUCAAUUGAACGGAAAUUGAAACGUUUGUGUCGUUCCAAUAAAUUGUUCAAAAGGAUUAACAUAACUGCCCCAAUCGAUUCAAUCACGGCUAAGUUUGAAUCACUUGGACAGCUAAUGGCUCCUACAUACUACACGACUUUCAAAGACGGUUGGAUUGUGGUACCGUUCAUAUUACAAAACUGUCUGUCUUGUCACUGAAGUGAACAAAUCGGUGACAGGGUUAAGACAUUUUACUAUUGACGAAUCCCCGACGACUCUGCCUGGACUCCAAAUUACGUUUCACGCCAGAGUACACGCGAGAAGUAAUACGAGAUACGAAAACAAAUGCAUGAUCAUAUGUUAUGCAUUUCAGUAUAUGAUGUGUAUGUUUUUAACCGCCUCAAGUUAUCAUAUAUUUAAUUUGGUUACAAUAUGAAAAAGUAGCUCCAACUGAAAAAUCUAUCUAUUUGUUUACCAGACUAUCCAAGAGAAUUGGCAGUUUCUCUCCAACUCUUCUCUUUCUCCACCCGGUUGUGAUACAGUUCAGAGGAAACAUCAAAUAGGCACUAGUGCUCGUGCCAAUGUUCCACUAAUUUUUCCUCCAUUUCUUCAGUCCAAUUGAUAUCCCAGCCAUGCUCGUUGAUGUUCUGUUAGAGGUACGUCAGGACUCCUCCCUCUGAAACUUCCCAUGCCCUGUUUCUUGCUCUCUCAUUGGCUGUUGGUCAAUGCUGCUGUUGUAUUCAGUAAAAACAUAUUUCACACUGCAUGAUUUGGAGUUGCAGACAGGUCCAGAUAUUUAACAUUCUAGACAUCAGCGACGUGUCAGCGAUUCUCUCAAAUCGCAUCUUUGAUAGUUCAUACAUUGGGAUUGUUGCUCAUGGGAGUGAGCUCUGAUUUGCCCACGAUUUCAGGCUUUUGUCGACGAUCUCCACAAAACUGUUGGUAAGCGAAAAUCGGCUUAAAAUCAUGUAGUGUAAACUCUGCAUAACUCUGGAUUGAUUGAUUGAUUGGACCCAUUUCUGCUUCAAUAAAACAGAAACAGGACGGUACUUUCUCAAAAAAUAGCACUGGAUGAAAUGAAAUAUGUUCAGUGGCUAUAGAAACCAAUCAUACCCCUUUUGAAUAGUCACUUUUUUCUUACAGCAUGAAACCAAAACCCAUAAACAAUUUUAAUUCUUGCUUUUUUUUUAUUUUGCCUUCCAACAUUCAAGUAGCGAAAAAUAGUCAACCGUUACAAAAAUGUAUAAAAGUAAAAUCUGAAUAAAAGGGUUUGAAAAGUGAUCAUACCCCUGGAUUUAAUACUUUGUAGAGCUACCUUUUGUUUUAAUGACAGCCAUCUUGUGUGGUUUAAUAUUAAAACUUUUUAUUGUCAUCAUGACCCAUUUUAUGUCAAAGUCCCACUGUUCUUAACAGUCUAGACCUAUUCCUUGUUGUGGUCACCACAAGUGUUUGUGUGUAAUGUUAAAAACUGUGCCAUUUGGUUUGAAACACUGUGUAUGAAACAGAAAUAAAGCACUA